Notolabrus celidotus (New Zealand spotty) is the source of this 2357-nucleotide messenger RNA. RefSeq names its product NK1 transcription factor related 2-like,b (gene nkx1-2b). The record is from RefSeq and is a predicted model, not a curated record. Gene Ontology annotation, cellular component: nucleus. NCBI's taxonomy places the organism in Eukaryota, Metazoa, Chordata, Actinopteri, Labriformes, Labridae. Gene Ontology annotation, biological process: cell differentiation; regulation of transcription by RNA polymerase II. Gene Ontology annotation, molecular function: DNA-binding transcription factor activity, RNA polymerase II-specific; RNA polymerase II cis-regulatory region sequence-specific DNA binding. The coding region runs from base 639 to 1895 and encodes 418 amino acids. The transcript has 3 exons.
CACACACACAUUCGCGCACACUCAAUACGAGUAUUGGGUCCUCGAGGGGCCGGAUAAAAACCAAAAAAGGCGUUGAGAGGAGCGCGAGCUGAAGGAGAGGGAACGGUUGAGAACAGAUAGAGGGAGAGAGGGGGCUUCACUUAACUAAUGGGGAGAGAAAGAGAGAGAGGGCAGUCUGAACUAUUGGAGAGAUAGAUCUGCGUACAUCCCGCCUUCAACUCCUGUCAAGCUUCCAGAGCGCGCGCCGCCCGGUGACCAGACAGAGCGCGCGAGGCUGGAGGUCGGGACGCCGAGCGCUGUUUCUGCGUGCUUGCCAACACGGGAUAACGGCGCCGUACAAGACAGUCACACGUUAGAUCACCGGAGACGCUGUGCUGCCGCGACGGAUGCGGGGGAUGACGGGAAAAAAAGACAAAGUUUAAACUCUAACGGGAACGGUAUUGUAAUCCAACCCGGUCAGACUUUAACGCAUGGGAACUUGAACGGGCUGAAGACAUCACCUCAGACUGGAUGUGGUCUCCUGACUCUGCUGUGAAGUUUUAUCCUGACAUGAAAAUCAAACAACUUCUUUGAAACGUUCUGAGUUUUUCCCGUUUUUAACCCGGAUUCUUAAUUUAUGGGAAAGGGUGAGUAAAGCGAUGAACCGGGACAGAGCGGUGCCGGGGCCCGGAGCAGACGGGGUUCAGGCUAUUAUUAAUCGGGACAGAGCCGUGGCAGGGCCCGUUGUUACGGACGCGGUGCAGCCUGUGAUGAGUCGGGAGAGAGCGGCAUCGACUCCAGGAGGGGACGGGAUCCAGACUGUGGUGGGCCCGGACGGUCAGGACAUCCUGGACGGAGGUGCAGCCGGUGAGAAGCGGCUCUUCUCCAACGCUAUAGCCGGGGGGAGAGAUGCUCAGGCCGGGGAAAACCACUCGGAACCUCCACCGACGAACCCGGUGUUGGCGCCGCCACAGCAGUGCCCGAACGGACACCGGACAACCUCCUUCUCCGUGCUGGACAUCCUAGACCCGAAUAAGUUCACGAGCUUCCGGCGGCAACAGAACGGGAGCCACCGAGGCGAGCGCGAGCUGAGCGCGUUCGGAGCGGAGAACCGGAGAGGAGGAGGGGGGGCCGGGGAGCGCGAGCCCAGCUUGGAGGCCGCCAAAGGGUGCUUCGGAUCGGAGGAAUACUCGAGCAAGGAAGGCUUUGUGUACAGAAGUCCAGACGAGGAUGACUACCACAGAUCUGGGACCCCGGACUCAGAGGCUCCAGAUGGUCCCUACAGUAGCGAGGAGAGCAGCUCGGCUCUGCCCAGUAACGGAGACAGAGAUCUGAACCAGCACCCAGACACUGGCAGAGACACAGCAAGUCCUGGAGGAGGUGCAGGCCAGAUCAGCAGCGGUCAGAGCAACGGGGGCCAGAACCAGCAGGGCAAGCCCAAGAGGAAGCGCACUGGCUCAGACUCCAAGUCAGGGAAGCCCCGCAGAGCCCGGACUGCCUUCACCUACGAGCAGCUGGUGGCGCUGGAAAACAAGUUCAAGUCCACACGUUACCUGUCAGUGUGCGAGCGGCUCAACCUGGCGCUGUCGCUCUCCCUCACCGAGACCCAGGUCAAGAUCUGGUUCCAGAACCGCCGCACCAAGUGGAAGAAACAGAACCCAGGAGCCGACACCUCUGCCCCCACUGGAGCGGGAGGUAAUGGAGGAGGGGGAGGUCUCGGAGGUCUCAGCCCACUAAGCCCCUCCCCCCCUAUCAGCGGGCACCUGGCCAUGCACGCAGGCUACGCUGGACACCAUCACGCCCCAACUGGCAGCCUGGUCCAGCUGCCCUUCCUCACGGCCAGCCACGUCCUGUCCCCCUUCAUGCUGGGAACGCAGAGCUAUGCCGCCCCUGCCUUCUACAGCACACACCUGUAGACACACACAGAGAAACACACACAAAGAAACACACACACACAGACUGACUGACGUGUUUCAGUGUUUGAACGGACUGCAGCUCAGCAGACAGAUUGUCAGCGCUCGUCUCUUUUUACUACAAACAUUUGAAGGCUUUAAUUUCAGGAUUAUUUUGAUAGAAUGUGAAUAUUUACCAGAAACUGUACAUAAAUCUACCUUCUAGCUCCGAAUGCUGUUUUAAACCACCUAAUAGACAAAUAGUUGAUUUCUUGGUUUUUAAAAAAGUCUGUAUGAAUAUUGAAUGUUUAUUUAUGACUUAAGGAAUGGCUUGAUCUAUCGUCAGUACCGUGUAACUCCAGCUGUGAUUGUUUUCAUUUCUGUUAUUUAUUGAAUUUGUUUCCAUAAAACUCUUGGAUGUACUGAAUCAGCUCAACAUGACAUCGUCCUUUGAUAUUAAAAUAAUGACAAUAUAAACUCUGAAAA